AUGAGGGAGGGGAGGAGGUGGGUGAGGAUGAGGGAGGAGGUGGGUGAGGAUGAGGGAGGGGAGGAGGUGGGUGAUGAUGAGGGAGGGGAGGAGGUGGGUGAUGAUGAGGGAGGGGAGGAGGUGGGUGAGGAGGGGGGGGAGGAGGUGGGUGAGAUGAGGGAGGGGAGGAGGUGGGUGAGGAUGAGGAGGAGGUGGGUGAUGAUGAGGGAGGGGAGGAGGUGGGUGAGGAUGAGGGAGGGGAGAGGAGGAGGGGGGAGGGGUGGGGAUGAGGGGAGGGGAGGAGGGAGGAGGUGGGUGAGGAGGAGGGAGGAGGUGGGUGAGGAUGAGGGAGGGGAGGAGGUGGGUGAGGAUGAGGGAGGGGAGGAGGUGGGUGAGGAUGAGGGAGGGGAGGAGGUGGGUGAUGAUGAGGGAGGAGGUGGUGAGAUGAGGGAGGGGAGGAGGUGGGUGAGGAUGAGGGAGGGGAGGAGGUGGGUGAGGAUGAGGGAGGGGAGGAGGUGGGUGAUGAUGAGGGAGGGGAGGAGGUGGGUGAGGAUGAGGGAGGGGAGGAGGUGGGUGAGGAUGAGGGAGGGGAGGAGGUGGGUGAGGAUGAGGGAGGGGAGGAGGUGGGUGAUGAUGAGGGAGGGGAGGAGGUGGGUGAGGAUGAGGGAGGGGAGGAGGUGGGUGAGGAUGAGGGAGGAGGGGGAUGAUGAGGGAGGGGAGGAGGUGGGUGAGGAUGAGGGAGGGGAGGAGGUGGGUGAUGAUGAGGGAGGGGAGGAGGUGGGUGAGGAUGAGGGAGGGGAGGAGGUGGGUGAGGAUGAGGAGGGGAGAGGUGGGUGUGAUGAGGAGGAGGUGGGUGAGGGGGAGGGAGGAGGUGGGUGA
Molecule: messenger RNA, 858 nt
Organism: Knipowitschia caucasica
Lineage: Eukaryota; Metazoa; Chordata; Actinopteri; Gobiiformes; Gobiidae
Source: the annotation of a GenBank genome assembly